AUGUUCAUGCAUGACGGAUGGGUCUCGGAUGCCCCAUUCACGCUCAACGGAACGAACAUAUCCGAAUGUACCAGCUACGUUUAUCUGGGUCGGGAACUGAACAUGAUGAACGACCUGACCUCCGAGCUGGGCAGGAGGAGACGAGCGGCUUGGGGAGCGUACAAGAGCAUCGAAGAUGUAAUGAAAAAGACUAGGAACACUCGGCUUCGUGCUCACCUCUUCAACACUACCGUACUUCUUGGUUUGACCUAUGCUUCGGAAAUCUGGGCAUUUCGUAAGCAGGAACAAACGCGGCGAGAGUCACUGAACGCGCAAUUGAGAAAGUGA
This is a messenger RNA of Necator americanus (New World hookworm), 327 nucleotides long. RefSeq lists its product as uncharacterized. The transcript has a single exon. The record is from RefSeq and is a predicted model, not a curated record. NCBI's taxonomy places the organism in Eukaryota, Metazoa, Nematoda, Chromadorea, Rhabditida, Ancylostomatidae. Bases 1 to 327 code for a protein of 108 amino acids.